UUGUGACCAUUUGGAAGCAGUGGUCCAACAGAUAAAAGGCACUCAGAAGAAGAGGGGAAUCACUUCCAGCUUCCGGAAGCUGACACUUAGAAGUACUAAAUGAACUCUGCAGUGGCUGCAAAAUGGCCUCCAUCCGAGAAGUGUCCAGCAUUGCCGAAGAUCUGCUCUGUUCUGUCUGCCUCUCCAUCUUCCAGGAGCCCCGCAUGCUGGGCUGUGGCCACAAUUUCUGUCUGACUUGUUUGGAGAGCUGCGUCGUCCCCAAGGGCCAGCAUCAGGGGACGUGUCCUGAGUGUCGAUGCCCCUUCCGUCUUCAAGAUGCUAUGUGUAACAGAGUCCUGGCCAACCUGGCAGAGAAGGCCCGGCUCCUCAAGCUGGAGGAGGGAGCCCAGUCCGAUGGGAGCUGGUAUUUUUGUGAGGAACAUGAAGAACCUCUUAAGCUGUUCUGUAGUGAGGAUGAGGCACCAGUCUGUGUGAUCUGUCGGGAUCUGCCUCAGCAUCAGGGUCAUCGCUUUCUGCCUAUCAAGAAUGCGGUGAAAGAUUGUCAGGAUAAACUGAAGGCAUCUCUUGAAUCCUUGGAGGAUGGCAUGAAAAGGGCCACAAAUAAUAAGUCUUGCCAGCAGGAGGCAAUAGAAGAACUGGAGAGCUUAAGUCAACAUCUGAAUGGCCACAUAUUCAUUGAGUUUGAGAAUCUUCGCCGAAUCCUAGAUACUAAAGAGCAGAGCAUGAUGGACACUGUGAAACUGCUGAAGGAAGACAACAAAGCCAAAAUGGAAGAGAAGCUGGAGUAUUUAAAACAUUAUGAGUCUUCUCAUGCUGAGACCAUUUCUAUGAUCCAAGCUGCUCUUGAGGAAUCAAAUGAAUUUGCUUUGCUGAAGGUCAGCCCCCCUCAGUCUGCUCACCAAUGCUAUAGCUGUUUGCACUCGCAAUCUUGUUUUAUAGGCUUCCUGGACCUGCCCCCAUAUGCUCCAUGGGCUAACCUUCAAAAUGGUGUCUGGCCACAUUUUUCUCCUGGAAUCAAGAAACUGAUGCAAAGAAUCCAGGAUCGUCUAGAAGAAGGGAAUGGAGAAGCAGAAAUGAAGUGUGUUCUCAUGACCAUGGAGCCAAGAAAACAUGACGAUGCUGAAGAUGAGACAACUGGUGUAAAUGUUCCUGAAAGAAAGGGGAAUGAAACCAAAAAUUAUGAAGGGGAACCUUAUGAAGAAGCUCAGGAUGUUGAAGAAGAUCAAGAAGCUGAGGACAGAAGCAUUAUAUCUGUGGAUCCCGCUCUUCAGGAGCUGGAAGAGUGGCUAGAUUUUGAGACAUGGAAAGAAAUGUUGGAAAGCAUUGCUAUUGGGGAGAUCGACAACCAAGACUCACUCUACUGGUACCCAUCACUGGAGGAAGACACAUUCCCACCUGGAGAUGACAGUACUUCUGAGGCAACUGAGGAAGAAACGACAUCUCUGGAUGAAGAUUUAAUCUGUGCUGUAGAAGUUACCUCAGAACCAGAUGAAGUUGCCUCUGACAAACCUUCUCCAAGCAGCUGCUCUGACACAGCUCUGCCCAUAGAAAGAGUCCUCUACAAUCAACCACCUGGCCUCUGCACACCUAAUUACUUCCCGGUGCCUGUCUUCCAACAAAUGCCACUUUACAAUUCAGUGCAAAGAUGGCUGGAGAUCACCCAAGACAGACACAUUGAAAGCAAGAGGUGCUAG
Molecule: messenger RNA, 1694 nt
Organism: Heteronotia binoei (common prickly gecko)
Lineage: Eukaryota; Metazoa; Chordata; Lepidosauria; Squamata; Gekkonidae
Product: nuclear factor 7, brain-like
Exons: 7
Coding region: 123-1694 (523 amino acids)
Molecular function (GO): zinc ion binding
Source: RefSeq, a predicted model, not a curated record